Molecule: messenger RNA, 1620 nt
Organism: Symbiodinium sp. CCMP2592
Lineage: Eukaryota; Dinophyceae; Suessiales; Symbiodiniaceae
Source: the annotation of a GenBank genome assembly
AUGGACGCGCAGUUUGUCGUGACGCACUCCGUGGACACGACCGCCAUAUGGCGGUUGGAUCGACUGUGGCAGGUUGCAGAAACUGCUGCCUUGGGCCACAAGAAGGAUCCAAGAAAGCUCAUCGAUCGCAUGGAGACGAUGGAGAACAAGUCGCGGCUAUCGGAGUGCAGGGCCGAGCUGUGGCUGAAGAACUCGGAAGGUAUGUAUCCUGUCCGCCGGGACAAAGCCCAAGCUUUUGUCGCGACGGUGGGUGAGUACCUUCCAGGACGGCGAAGCCCCGAAUACCGUCCUGACGAUCGCAACGGCGGCGUUGUCCUAAAGAUGGACAGCAGUGGGUUGUUGAUUCUCACCGUCGCACGUGGUCCCGAAAUUGACGUGUACGCGAUCUUGCCUCACACCUUGGACGUGGUGCCAGUGACGGUGGACGAUACGUUCAGCCUCGACUCCUCCCUGGAACUGGUGUUCCCGGAGGUCGGCGGCCGCUUCCGAGGACUUCGGGCACGACUGGAGCAGCCGGAUAGCACCACAACGUCUUACAGCGGGAACGAUGUGCAGGAAAACAAAGAUUCCCCGCCUCCAAAUUCGAGAAGUUCGGAUCAUCUAAGCUCAACGCCCCCAGGUCAAAAAUCACUUGGCAGCACGCCGCCAAGCUCCGUCCAGGACGGCCCUCCUUCCCAGCCGAGGCCGAAGUCCAAGGCCGGCAUUGGCCAGCACCAGGUCCGCACCCCGCGAGGUGCCAGCCUCCACAGUACGAAUAUCGGAAGAGGAGGCUUGGCCCAUCAGAUCUCGUCGCGAGGUACGGCUACAUCAGCGUCUCCGAGCCGCGUGCAAGUCUCUCGCGUGGGCGUUCGGCCAGGGUUUCAAAACGACGGUCGGCCUGCUGUUGGCGUUCGAACAUCGGACAAGCCGCGGCCGCUCGCCAGCCAAGGACGUCGCAAUGAAUCGGCAUCAACGCUAGGCGUGAGAGUGUCUGAAAGGCUUUUGAACUCUCCGACAGAUACUCGUCCAAGCACCGUAAGCACGGGGCCCACGGCAAGCAGGAUCCGCCAGACCGCAGUUCGCAACGAUGGCAAUCGCCCGGUCGCAAACCUCUCGGGCAGCAGUCCCACGAGCCAGACAAGCCAUGCUAGCGGCGCAUCGAAAACGGUGCGUCGAGAUGUGAAGCCAUUGCUGAAGGCGGCAACAUCGGAAGGAGUGCGGCUGCGCAACCGCUCCAUUUCCACUGACAAUGUUGACCGCCGUGGCCAGGCCGUGUCGCCGAAACUGGUGGAAACACCUCCGCGGCCAGAGUCCAUUGAGCCCGUUCACAAAGCAAGCGCAACUAGUGCAACGGUGCAGACCAGCUACGUUGCCUCCCCCCAGAAAUCUUAUGCCGUGCCGGUGAACCAGCCACGAGUUCAAGGUCUCUCCUCGUGGCCAAGCGUUUGGGUGCCACAGGUGAUUCCAGCAGUGCCGGCAGUGCCAGUGCAGGUUCCGAUUUCAAUGGUGAGCCGCAGCUCCAUGGGACGACACCUCCUGUAUCCGAAAAUGAGCUUCUCCACUGUGGCAAUGGCCUAUCCCGGCGCCACCACUCACGGUCACGCACGAAUGGCUUUGAAUCGCUGGCCGGUGGCGCGCUGA